Ustilaginoidea virens is the source of this 648-nucleotide messenger RNA. RefSeq lists its product as uncharacterized. The coding region runs from base 1 to 648 and encodes 215 amino acids. NCBI's taxonomy places the organism in Eukaryota, Fungi, Ascomycota, Sordariomycetes, Hypocreales, Clavicipitaceae. Gene Ontology annotation, biological process: mitochondrial respirasome assembly. The record is from RefSeq and is a predicted model, not a curated record. Gene Ontology annotation, cellular component: mitochondrion. The transcript has 3 exons.
AUGUCGGACAGAUCCCCCCCCCCAGUGCCGGGCCACCUCCCCUCCUCCUUCGACACAGACGCGGACUUUCACAAUGAACGCCCCAUGCAAAAAGUCGUUCGCAAGCUCAAAGAGGAGCCCCUCGUGCCUCUCGGCAUCGGCCUCACCGUCUUCGCCUUUGUCAACGCCUACCGCGCCAUCCGCCGCGGCGACUCGCACCAAGCCAACAGGAUGUUCCGCGCUCGCGUGGCCGCCCAGGGCUUCACCGUCAUCGCCAUGGUCGCAGGGAGCAUGUACUACAGCCAGGACCGCCAGAAGACCAAGGAGCUGCGCAAGCUCAAGGAGGAGAAGGAUGCGGAGGAGAAGCGGCAGAGGUGGAUCCAGGAGCUGGAAGCCAGGGACGACGAGGAGAAGAGGAUGCGGGACCGGUUGCGAAGCAUGAGGCCGAGGGGGGCUGGCGUCGCUGCGGAGUCCCAGGAUCAACAGGGCGCAGAGGCGCAGGGUACGGGUGGAAUCCUGGGCAAGAUGGGCCUGUGGAAGAAAGGAGAGGAAAAGGCGGAGGAGGCUCGCGUGAUGGAUGACAAGGGCAAGAGGCAGAAUCCCAAGAGCUCGUUGGGGGCUAUUGGGGAGGUGUUGAACAAGGACAAAGAGAACGAAACCAAGAAAUGA